Molecule: messenger RNA, 3333 nt
Organism: Bemisia tabaci
Lineage: Eukaryota; Metazoa; Arthropoda; Insecta; Hemiptera; Aleyrodidae
Source: RefSeq, a predicted model, not a curated record
AAGAUUGUCCCUGACUUGCCACUUAGAGGUUAUGUUAUGACUCCCUUAUCACUUAUAUCUUAUCAGUGCCCUGCAAGAUUUCAGGUAAUUUUUAUGAUUUCAAAACACACCAGCACGAAUCUCUCGCAACUUUCUCCAUUCGCAACUCUUCUUCAGUCAAUUUUAAUUGAAAACAUCAAUUUUAGUUAAUUGAUGAUCAUGCCGUAGAGGAAUUUUAUUCCUGUGGAGGCUGCUCUGAAACGGGAGGCCCUCACUCACAAUCUUUUUAUUAAGUGUGGUGGCCAAGUUCAUUCUCCAACUGAAAAGAAUAUAAGGAAGAAUCAUCAAGGAGGUAUUCGACCAUGGAUAUUUUGUCUGCUGCCGUCAUAUCUUACGGGAUGUGGUUCAUCCUCAACAGUGUCUACAUUGAGAUUGUCUCACCUUUGAUCUUCAAACGAACAAAAGACUACCGAAUGCCCAUCAUUUCGUGGGAGCUGCUGUUCAGUGGAUUUUGUUUCGUAACCUGCUUGAACAAUCUUCCUGCCAGUGACAUGUUUUCAAGUUUCACUUUCAGUAACUACCAUCUGCCUUCAAAUCUGAGCUCUGCAUUUAUGAUCGGAGGAUUCAUGCACAGCGUAAGCAGAAGUGUAACGUUGAAGGGCAUCAACAGUUGCUUAUUUUGGAGGCAGAUUAGUCUCUCUUUGCUCUCCACUUCCGCUUUUAAACUGGGGUGUGUGGAUUUCUUAUUUAAGGCUGUUCUGGUGAUUAGUAUAAUGGAUCAACUGUUAUGGUUCAUUCGAGCUCUGUGCAACCUCGAGAAGAUGGAUAGUGAAAAAAGUUGGAUCUUGUCCAUUAUGUCUACCCUCUAUUGCAUUUUAUGGUGUUUUGUGUACUUAUUUUUGAUGCCUUCAUACAUGAUAAUCCCAGCGGCUUUUACAAGAACGAAUAGUGAGAGUAUACCACAUUUACUCGUCUUAAAUUUAAGCCUUUGGAUCUGCUUCCUAUGUGAAUUCAUAAAUUCGCCUGCACUGCAAGUGAUAAAAGAACUGUUCCUGUAUCAGACAAUUAAUGUAGAUCUUUUCACUUUCAAAGAAAACUUCCUUACAAGGUCAAACUUUGUAUUGUUAAAAAAGCAACUUGAGAAAGAAAAACAGAAAGUUGAAAGACUGCAAAAAGCUGUGCCCAAACAAGAAAACCAGGAGCAGAAAAUCAAUAAAAAAAUGAACCCUGGGACUGUCAUACAAACAAUUAAAUGUUACAUGGCAAUGAAGAGGAGGCUGAAAAAUGUUCGUGAGAGAGCACAGUUUGCAGAGACAUCAAAUAAUCCCGAACAAGAUCAAGAAGACUUCAUUGAUGAGGAUAUUCCAAACAAAUCUGAAUAGCCUCAGGAUCCAAGACAUGGAGCCGAUUUCAUGACACUCACUCAUAAGUCAUCUAAUGGAUGUCUUCUUUUGGAUAACAUUAAGCAAUGAAAUCACUCCUUCAUUACGGUGUUCCAAAACGUUAGUCUCUAUCUUAGUCUUUUGGAGAGAACCAACCAACAUCCUGACUAGAAAAUUAUUGUAACUUUUCUGGCCCACGUCAAGUUCAUCUCUAUAAAAUUUUAGCCGAUGAUGGCUGGUUUCCUUCCAAAAAACAAUUGUGAAACAUCUCAAUGAAGAUGCGACCAUCUUGCUUACCUCCAUCCGCCGGGUAUUACCAAUUAAACGAAUACUGCCACAGGUUAUUCUUUAAUGACAAGAAAGCCACUGACAGUCCUGCCUCUUAAAAUGUAUCGCGCAGACCUCCUAUUUAUUGAUACCACCCUUUCAAUGUACCAUAAGAAGUUCCUUAAAUAUGUUAUAGUUUUCUUGGAUAAGUUGUCCAUUGCCCUGGCUUCAAUUUUUUAAGCCAAUCUUUCUAGUCAAACAUGCUAAAGAUAAAAAUUUUAUUUUGAUUCUCAAUUAAUUCGAGGAUUUAACACUUACGGUAAACUUCGUUUAAUUGGGGCUUAUCCAUCCUGAGGAAUUAUCCCCGGAUGAAGCAGAGUUUUUUUACAUUGCUAUCAUAUAUACAAGAUUCGGUUCAGGGGAUUUUGUCCCAACUAAGGGGAGUUGCCUGCAGUAAGUUUUGUAUAUUCUUCGACAAUGCAAUCAUGGGUUAAAAAUAUUGUCGACGAACUCCUGAAAGUGAUGUACUACCCCCAAAUCUGGCAGCCCUCUUGCUGUCAGCCGGUAGUCCUCUAGAUCACCCUAUUUAACUCUUGUUCUUGCUAAUGCUAACAUAACUUUUGCUUUCUAAUGUUCUUGUUUGUUGUUGUUUUCUGCAUAAAUAUCUCAGUUACCUCCAGCACAUCUUCAGAGUUAAUGAGAAAACUAAAACUACGGUGAACUUAAGAAAUUUCACAGAAAACCACCGCCAGACCCCUGAUUUCAAUGUGUCAACCCUCCUAAUCCUUAUUCCUGAAGUAGCCACCACUAUGGCAUACAUAAAUAGGUGGAUCUUCAGAGUUUUCGAAAUUGCUUUGAGACCCACAGUGCUUUAGAAAAACCGUACACAGCAGUGGCGUGGCGUGAAUUGCGAUAUAUCGAUUGUUAUGCCAUUUAAACUUAUAGAGAAGGAUCGAUAAACAGGGUGUUCACAGUGAACACCUUAAUAAACGAUUCUUUGCCACAGGUUUAAAUACCAUAACAAUCGAUACAACGCAAUUCACGCCAUGCCACUGGUACACAGGAAGUCAGCUGCAAUUCUAGGACCCUUUUUCUGUACUUACAUUAAUUCUAAAAUGAAAGAGCUCAUACCUUGGGCAUGGAGAGUGUACUGCAUGUUUUCUGUCAAAAGAAUUUCACAAACUUUUCCUGUUGGUCUUUCCUUGUUCGAAGAAGUGUUGCCCCAAAUUAUGAAAGAAAUAUCUUCACCCUAAGGCUUGCCAGUUCAAUGACCUGCUGAGACAUUUAUCAGGAAAGAGCAAGAAAUAUUAAGAAAGAAAAUGAGUCUGAGCUACUAGGUAAUUCCCUCCAUAAAUUGAAGGAAAACUUUUUAAAGACCAUGUUUCAAUGUUCUGGACUGUCCAUAGUACAUCAUAAAUUAGUGGACAUCCUGACCUAAAGACACUGUUCAAAACUUAGUCGAUUUGAGGUUUCCUUGAGAUAGAAACUCCUAACCAUUGUUUUUGUUUUACCUUAGGUACUAAGACAUUUUUUAAAAUUCCUCAAUCUGAGGACUCCUUGAGACAGAAACUCAUAACCCUUGUUAUUUUUACCCUAGAUAUUUUAACUAUGUUCAUUUUUGUGUGUGAUAUUUUCAAACUUUGUUACUUCAGUCUUUCAUUAUGUUUAAUAAUUCUAAUAAAUUUCGAGAAUAAUUAGCUUCCCA